AUGCCGUCCCCGACAACGCCAAAUCGCCCCUCCAACCAUGGAGGGACCCUGAAGACAUCCCCGGCCAAACCGCUGGAUAUCGGUGUGCCGUUAGGCAUUCAUGAUACGAACACAGUUCGCGCGCGGGUGCGCAAAUGGCAACAACAGGGUGGAGGUGUGAUCACGAUCGAUGAUGGCGCGUAUGGCGACGAUGACGAAGAAAACAAAAAGCAACCGGUUUCGGAGGCCAAGAAGGAGAAGACGGAAAAGGACAAGCUGAACAAGGAGAAGGGAGACAAGGACGGCAAGAAACCGCCCAUGCAGGUGAGGAAACGCAGUCACAGCACACCACGGAAACGAGUGGUCAGCGAUGAACACUGGCGGAGAAACCGAUCUUCAACGCAGUCGACAACGCGCAACCUACCGGUCCCCAAGCGCAUCAACCAAUACACCUCGAACGAAACUCCCGGGGCGCCGCAGGCCAAGAAGGAUAACCGGAAAGAGCUCGACCGAAGUAAAGUCUCCCCCGGACGUGUAUCAAACCGAGAGAAUGACACAGGUCGCGCGGCUCGCAAACAAGCCGAAUCUAAUGCGGAUAGCGACUGGGAGACCGACCGAGAACGCCCCAAGUCGGCGGUGCUAUCGGACGUAUCGUCGAAGCAUAAGCGACGAUCGCCGCCGCCCGAAGAUAUUGAUUGGACCCGGAGCGAGGCUGACUUUUCAGAAUUAUCGCGAAGACGUGCGCGUGGUCAUCCAGCCCCACCGAAAGGUGGAAUUUUCGCUCACAUGCUGGAUGAGUCAAGGAAGAUGUUCACUUUACCCAAGCCUGAGCCGCGAAAACCCCAACCGACUCCCAUAACGAAUGGUGGCGGCAAAAUCGAAGCUUGGCUGUCUGAGACUGCAGACCCAUUCGUGGAAGACGGGAAUAGAAGUGAUAUGCCGGGGCCUCUCGACAUCAAAUCCGCAAGAGAACGACGCACAAGGAAACUUGCAGACUCUGAGAUUUCCAGUACCAUCACUUCCGAAGCACCAACGGAGAGUGACUCUCGGCCAAAGAGUUCCUAUGGUCGACAAUCAAAGGAAAGGGAACGUCCCGUAUCGGCGGGCAAGGCUCGCAAGUCCCAGGAUGGCGAUGCAAGCUCGGAUGGACAGCGAUCGCAUCUCGAGAGAACUCCCAAAUCCAUCCCAAUUAGAAGGGAAAUACGACCUGCUCGCGAUUUUUCAUUUGAGCAUAGUGUCACAACUUCUGAUUCUGAAUUACAAUUGGGCUCGGAGGGCUCGGAAGUAUCUGCAAACAAUGCGCCUGUCCCACUCGGCCCCAAGCGUCCGUUCCCUAGCACUGGGAACCAUCGGCUCUCGACCAUUGCCUCUGCUGAAACUUUGAGCACUCUUCCUGAAGGUUCCUCCCUUUCCGCCCCAGCGGCGAUCUCGAACACCCCGCGAAGGGACAAGGCUACCGAGGAAUCAGAGGCCGCAGAAGCUCAAGACAAAUUCGACCCUAAUUCACUGCCUGUUGUGUCCUCGCAGCUCAAGCGCCGCCUUACCAACCACAAUGAUCUGAUGUCUGUGCUCUCAGUACCUGUCUCCAGAGCUAGAAGCAAUCGCUCCAGAGGAAGUAUCCGUACAUAUAAGAGCCGUCUCGCCAGUGCUACCAUUCCGGACCUUCUAUCCGAACUGUCAUCCGACGAGGCAAAAUAUAUGCGGGAACUGAAGACCCUGGUUGGAGGUGUCAUUCCGGUGCUGCUGACGUGUGUGUUAUCGCGUUCCGACUCGGCCAUCGCUGCGGGUUUAUUCAGGCCGUCCCUGGACCCCAAAGAUGAUAUGAAUUUCUCGAAGCCGAUUGUCAACAUGGGUGUCGCUAUCGAGCGUUUGAAGACCUUGCAUAAACGCAUCCCGCAGCAAGACCCAGAGGCUCUUCUCACAUGGGCGCAGGGCGCCCAAAGAGUCUACCGAGAAUACUUGAAAGCCUGGAGACUUGGCUUUAAGGACGUCAUUGUCAACCUUGCGCCGUUGGAGGAGGGCGAGGAGAAUGCUAAUGCGGACACGAAAAGUUUGGACGAAGGCAUGGAUAGAGACUCAAACGGCGACGUCAUUGACAGCGAGGGCGGAAAGGUGGACGUUGCUUAUCUGCUGAAGCGGCCAUUAGUACGACUAAAGUACCUUGCAAAGAGCUUCAGGGGAAUCAAUGCCCUCCAGCCGUCUCCCAAAGCCGAGGAGAUCGCCAGUGCCUACCAGGUCCUUGUGCUCGAGGCUCGCAAACGGGUUCGAGAUGAAAGAGCAAGACUCGAGGAUGAUUCGGCUGCUUGCAUCGAUCCAACUCGUGCGAGAGAUCCAAUGACUCUGGCCGCCCUCCGCGACAUAAAGGUUGACCCUACACGCCGUGUCCGAGCACGGGACUUCUUCAACCUUUCUUUCUACCAUUCGAGUGGACAGCUGAUAGAUUGCCGGGCUGAGCUACUCUACCGAGACAAUACCCCAAGCAAAGGACCCGGCGGGGACCUAUUGAUUUGCGAGAUCGACCACUCUGACCGGUGGUUGCUGUUCCCUCCCAUGGAUGUUCGAUGCGUCUCUGCACGACAAGGCGAUCUGAAGGGGGAAAUUGUGAUUAUGCUUCGCAGCGCACCAGAGGAGGAGAAAUACUGGCAAGAGCUCAUGUCUCUCCGUAUUGACGAUCUCGACAUCGGCCUGGAGUGGGUUCAGCUGCUUGGGUCUGAUCCCAUUCCCCCAGCAAUUUGUCGAAGCCAGAGCUUCAUCAGCCGUGCCAAGCAACACCGAGCUCGUAAAUCUGGACCGGAAUCCCCACCUAGAGCCAAUCCAAGUGAUGUUGAUAUUCCGAUCGGCGAGAAGCGCCGUUCGCUCACGAAAGAGCACUACUCGGAGCUGAGCACCGUCAGCUCCUCCGCCACUGAAAACAGAAGCUCUCUCCUUUCUUCAGCCACUCGGGAAACAGAUUACACAACCGGUGGCUCUGAGCUUUCGGCCAGACAAGCUCACCCCGGAUUGCCUGAUCUGCCUUCUACCUGGACGACGCCUGAGAAAGCUACGACUGGGUUAAAGAGAUCCAAGGCUAAAAGGCUCUCACGCUACGAAGAGAGCCCAAGCUCCGAGCCCGUAUCGCCCCAGACUGUGGUUUCAGAGAAGCUAUCUCAACCUCAGCCUGGAUCUCCUACGAAGAGUGGUAGAUUCUAUGGAGAAAAGAGCGAUCAGCCUCAAGGCGCUAGCUCUCCACAGCAGAAACCCCUUCGAAAGAACCCUCAGACACCGCGUGCUCAAACUUCGCCCGAGCCAGACUCCCCUCGCGUGUCAUCAGUUCCCUCAGCACAGCUUCCCUUGAUCCCAAAGAUCCGAAGCACCAGCAGUCAAACCCAUUUAUCAUCGCCCAACAGUGCUGAACCUGAAGAAGAGGACUAUCCGCCUUUGGAAUCUCUCCCUGAGCCAGAGCUUCCGGACUCUCCGACAAGGUCCAGUAGAAGACAAAAGUCCGCCCACAAGACCAAGGCCGAAGAUGCGCCUCCGCCUCCACCCCCGCAUCGCUCACCGAGCUCAUCAAAUGGAAAACUAUCCAACAGCCCUGUGCUGAGCGCAUCUAGUGGUCCCCUUAAGCGACGUGGCUCAUCUCCCUUGAAGCAUGAGUAUGAGCCAUCUACCGCCUCUGACUCUUACUCCGAUUCCGAUUCCGACGCAUCAACUGUCAGACACUACAACUAUUCUUCCUCUGAAUACACGGAUGAUUCUGGAUCGGACUACUCUUCCUCGUCUGAAACCGAAGAUGAAUAUGAAGUUGAACUCCCCAAACCAAAGGCUCCGGCAACCGCUACAUCCGAGACCAGUUCUCUGUCACCUUCUAACUCGGCCUCUCAAAGUGGUUAUCGGACUGUUCCGCUGCAACCUACCAAGUCUUCCAAGGCAUUUGCUUCAAUUUUUGCCUGGUCUGACAAAGGUGCCUGGGAAAGUCUCCUACCUGAUGAAUGCAGCCUCAUUGUGAGCCCUGGUCUGAUUGAGGCAUUCAAGAUCGGACCCGACUCAGAUGGGUCUUCGAAUGACCGCAGCUCUCGCUCCGCGAAGCCAAUGAUCUCCAUGGAACUUACGCCUCUCCGGUCUAAGGUCACCGCAAGCAAUAUUAUGUUCCGCUCCCGCAACCCCGAUGACUGUGAUGCACUCUACAGCCUCAUCAACCAAGCUCGUAUUAACAACCCAACGUACAUCGCCUUGCAAAAUGCUCGCGGUCCAUUCAGCGAACCCUCUCCCUCUUUUGAGUCCGGUACCGAAGGCGGCAAAACCUGGUUUGGUUUCCCUCGACGCCGGCGAAGCUACCGUGCCUCCGGCUCCCCACGUUCACUCGCCGAAGGCUCAGAAAGCAGUGUCGGAACCAUGAGUAGUGCCUUUUCAGCCCUCAAGCGCUUCGGUGCAGGCAGCAAGAUGUUCAACAUUGCUCGCUCAACAGUGACAUCUCGCACCGGAGAUAGAGACGGAGACACUCAACCCUCCUCAUCCUCCGGAAUCGGCCGCAUUGCCGCCGCUAUCAAGGGCGCUGAUGGCAUUGGUCUCUCCAAUGCGAAGAUCCGAAUUUACCUCCGCGAGUCCGCUUCCAAGUGGCGCGACAUGGGCGCCGCCCGAUUGACAAUCAUGCCGGCCGCACCCAAGAAUCCAUCUCGCCCGGGCACCGCAGUGAGUGGCCGGAGUGAGAACAGCGCGAACCAGGGGGAGGGCAGCUCGUCCGAGCCCAGCUCUGGCGCAGCAUCUCCACGCCGGGGCAUUGAUACUGAGAAGCGCAUCAUUAUCCGCGGCAAGACUCGCGGCGAAACGCUCUUAGAUGUGUGUCUCCCCGAAAGCUCAUUCGAGCGGGUCGCGCGCACUGGAAUUGCUGUCUCCGUGCACGAAGAGAAUGACGGCGGUGUUGCGCAGAAGGGUGGUGUGGGUACCAGCUCACAGCGUAUCUACAUGUUGCAAAUGAAGAGUGAAGCUGAAGCGGCCUAUACUUUCGGUCUUGUUGGAAAAUUGAGGUAUUAG
This is a messenger RNA of Penicillium chermesinum, 4989 nucleotides long. RefSeq lists its product as uncharacterized. NCBI's taxonomy places the organism in Eukaryota, Fungi, Ascomycota, Eurotiomycetes, Eurotiales, Aspergillaceae. Gene Ontology annotation, cellular component: nucleus; site of double-strand break. The transcript is spliced from 2 exons. The record is from RefSeq and is a predicted model, not a curated record. Bases 1 to 4989 code for a protein of 1662 amino acids.